This is a messenger RNA of Pseudomyrmex gracilis, 5396 nucleotides long. RefSeq names its product ras-related protein Rab-32 (gene Rab32). Lineage: Eukaryota; Metazoa; Arthropoda; Insecta; Hymenoptera; Formicidae. Gene Ontology annotation, cellular component: late endosome; trans-Golgi network; lysosome. The coding region runs from base 780 to 2891 and encodes 703 amino acids. The transcript has 6 exons. The record is from RefSeq and is a predicted model, not a curated record. Gene Ontology annotation, biological process: endosome to lysosome transport; phagosome-lysosome fusion. Gene Ontology annotation, molecular function: GTPase activity; GTP binding.
UACUUGCAUGCCCCACCCCCUUUAGCCCUCGCAUUUUUAUAUCAACAUUAGUGCGGCUCAAGACACCGUUGGACUUGCAGUUCCUUCGUUCAUCUUAUAUAGUUCUAUCUUUCUAUUUGUGCUCUAAAUUCUUGUUUUAUUAUUCAUCUUGUAAAUGACAGAUGAUUCAUCAUCGAUCGGCGUCCAAACGUUUUUCCUAAUUUGUAGUUUACUUAGUGCAAAUCGUUUUUUUUUUUUUUUUUUUUUACCUCACACUUGAUAAUUCAGUGCAAUCGGAUUCUGUGAAUCUCCAAAAGACAACACAAGUGCUAAGUUCAGUGACUGUAUAAAAAAUAAUCGUGACAUAUAUACAUAUAUAUAUAUACAUAUGUAUAAAAAUUGCAAUUUCUCUUCAAAAUUGCUUGAGUGAAAAUUCUCUACAUUUUCCCCUCUUCUUUGCCACCGCGUAUCAUACUUUCUCUCUAGUUCUUUAUUUUAUAAGCUCAUAUCGUUCUGCACAAAGAAGAGAAGAGGGGAAGAGUCGGAUUAUUACUUUGUCAAUCGACCGCGGUGCGACCGCUGUCCUAAGGUUUCUGCAAGCGGCUGCGAGAAGCCAAGCAGCGUUCUGGAAGCUAAGUGAGAAACGGAAAACGUUCGUACGCGCAAAACAAAAUCAAUCCUUCAUCCCGUCAUCCCUUUCUUUUCACUUUGCCGUCCCUUCGUUCACGUAUCUUGCGUCGCAACGCGUGUCUUUCUUUUUUUUUUUUUCUGUGUUCUCUUUUCCCGUUUCACGACCCAUUAUGGAUCGCAACGAGGACACGAACGAGGGCGGCAGCUCGCCCGACACGAUAAUCGCGCGCUCCUCGUCGGAAGAGGAGAAGCAGAAACCUUCCACGGCCAGCACUUCCGGCGAGUACGUUACCGUGGGUGAUAGCAGCUCCAGUCUCGACACCCUGACCAGCGGCAGCGGCGGUGUCGCGAUUCUUUCGUCCAGCGCGAACACGGACGACCGGAAGCGAGGUAAAUUCGGCGCGUUCAAGAGCAGCUUCCGCGAAGGCAGUUUGUUCAAGAUUAGGAGGAAAACGCGCGAGAUCAGCGGCGAGGCGGACGCGGAACAAGAUGACAAAACUCCGAAGAGACAGAUAGAGGAUGACACAGAGAUAUCUCGUCAGCAAUUGCAGCCACUCGAACACGAGGAGACUAAAUCGAUUUCGGAGGCUAAAUCCUUCGACGCGUCUUCGGCCGCGGCUUUGAAGAAGAAGAAAAAGAAGUCGCAUUCAUUGGUACGCAAAUUGAGCUUAAAUAAAUUCCGUCUGUCGUCGGAACAACAACAACAACAACCACAACCACAACCACAAUCACAACCACAACAACAACAACAACAACAGGAAAUACGUCACACACCGGAAGGUGGGGAUAGCAGUCGCUCGCAGAGUCAAUCAUCGCAAGAAUCGCCCAUUCAUUCGUACAGUUCGAAUGUAAGAACUGCGGUGAAGAAGGGGCAGGAUAACGACGGCCUGGAGAGGGAAAAGGAAACUAAGGGGGAGCUUGCGAAAACAGAAAAGCUACUCGAGAAAUCGACAAAGACUGUUACUGUAGUGCAGCGCAAAACGCCGUCGUUGACCAUCAAGAGCUUUACAUCCGUCGAGCAGGACAUUGAGCAACAUUCGCAGCAAGAAAAACCGGACAACUUAUCGCGUUCCGACGCGCCAUGCAGCUCGACGUUACCGUACGCGUUGUCGAAAUGGCCGGAACGUAGCGAGACGAUGAGACUUAUGGAUGAUGUUGUGGCCAAGCGAGACAAACUGAAGACCAAGUCCAGCUCCGAUUCCCUCGUGUCGUCGAGAUCGUCGCCGGUUGAAGUUCGUCGCAAGUUGUCGUUGUUGGAGGAGAAACGAGCGAUCUUUCAACGACGAUAUUUCGAUACCUCGUCGAGCGAAAAGCAAACAGACGACACGCUCGAUACAGUGAUUAACGUCGAUAACGACAACCGACAAUUAAGCACUGCCGACAACGAGGCCUCUGAAGAUUUUCCCGAACGGGGGCGGGAAAAGGAGAAAAAGAAACGAGCUCGGCAGAUCAGCGUGAGAAACUUCGAUACGUUUUCCACCAUCGAAGGCACCUUCGACGAGGAAUCGACAAAGGUGUUGGGUUACCUGGGAGGAAUCGACGAAGAUCUCACAGAAAGCUACAAUUACUCGAGAUUUCACGCCGCCAUGGCACCUAUCGUGGGAGAUCAGAGUGACAAGUCGUCGAAUAAUGCAUCGAGUCCCGCGGUAGAGAAACGGGAGCAUUUGUACAAAAUACUAGUGAUCGGCGAGCUUGGAGCGGGAAAAACAUCUAUCAUCAAGCGAUACGUUCACCAAUUCUUCUCGCAACAUUAUCGCGCAACGAUUGGCGUCGACUUCGCGCUCAAAGUGCUAAACUGGGAUCCACAAACUAUCAUCAGACUGCAGCUAUGGGAUAUCGCAGGUCAAGAAAGAUUUGGAAACAUGACUAGAGUUUAUUACAAGGAAGCCGUAGGUGCCUUCAUAGUAUUCGACGUGACGAGAAGCGCGACGUUGGACGCGGUAGUGAAAUGGAAACAAGAUCUCGAUUCAAAAGUUCAACUUCCUGACGGAUCGCCGAUACCGUGCGUGUUGCUUGCGAAUAAAUGCGACCAGCAGAAAGAAGGUCUUGUCAAUUCGCCCGCCAAGAUGGACGAGUACUGCAAAGAAAAGAAUUUUGCCGGCUGGUACGAAACCUCAGCGAAAGAGAAUAUCAACAUCGAAGAAGCAGCCAAAUUUCUCGUUAGCAAAAUACUUCAGAACGAUCAGCUUAUAAGAGGCAACGGCGCUCAAGACCAAGCGGAUAACGAACGAUUCGUGUUGAAUCAGUCACCAACAAGCUCCAAAAAAUCCUGCGGCUGCUGACGAAGAGGCAGUUUGUCGAAUUUAAGAUUGAACUUAUGUUCGCAAUUGUCCGUUAAAUGUCAACGCAUUUUCGUGGAUGUCAUGAAUACAGUAAUGCGUUUUUACAUCUUGUCGUUUUUCGCAAUAGAAAGCGUCUGCUUGUUCUCGAGUGCGAGAAUAUGUUCGUUAACAUUUCUUCGGAAAUUAUUUGAACCUGCCUGUACGAUUUGUUUGGUGUUUCUCUCCGAACAAACAACUCUUUAACUAGCUUCAUAGAUAUACAGUAUAAAGAGCUAUGAUUUAAGGAGAGAUAUGUAAUAGCGUAAAGAGUUUCUAAAUAUUUCUAUGAGCACACAAUGCUUGAGAUGCAUAAUGAACAUGACUUUGAAAGUUACCGCCAUCAUUACUCUUUAAUAAAAAAAAAAACUGAUACACUAUUGUGCAACCGCGAUAUAGAUCAUAACCGUGAAACGAUCUUUUAUCGGUUUUGCCUUCCAUUACCGUGAUAUAAUGCAUAGAAUAUAUUUAUACAUUUAUAUUGACUUAAGUGAACACUAGAGUAUAAUGAAAAUCUCGACUUAAGUCGUGCGAACGCGAGAAGCUUUCCUCUUCAAGUAUUUAAACUUGUCUCAUACAAGACAAACACUUGUUUCACUUUUGCAUUUUAUUGCACAUAUGGAACUAUUGAACUAAUGCACGAGUAGAUUUAUAUGUGUUGUGGUAAAAGCGCAAAAAUAAAUUAGAAAAUUCAAAGCCCUCGGUAACGCUCUUACAUGCUUUCGCAAAAGCAUACUUUCGCAAGUUCAAAUUAAUGUAAUGAAUUUUAAGCUUUUACUGUAACAUAUAUAAAACAAACUACUUACAUUUUUCGCCCGAAAUCAAUGACUGAUCUUACAGAUAAAGAUCGUUUUUAGUGUCAUUAGCAGUAAGAAUGUUACCGUGUUGUAGUUUAUGUAAAUCGUAAUAUUUAUAUGAUUACUUGAAUAAUGCAACUGAUGUAUUGCAAUCCGAUAAAAAUACGUUAGGUAGUGGUUUUUUUUUUACUUCAAUUUUCUUAUUACAUCAUGUUGGCAGUAACACUUUUUAUCCAUUUCAUUAAUCGUACAUGCAUGUUUACUUCACUGACUAAAUUAUGUUAUCGACAACAUUGUGCCUUUGUUCGCACAAUUGCAGCUACUAAUUACUCGAGGUAGCUGAUUGUAAUUAAAGCGUCACGUUGCGUCCAAUGGUCGUUUUAUAUGAUACACGUUCAAAUCUGCAGCACGCGAGGCUGUUUUCGUGCCAGAUUGCAUUGGAAUUCAUCAAUCGUGAUUUGGAAUUUGAAAUAUCGUCGCGAUGCUCGCGCGUGAGAAUCUAGUACGAAGAAAAGCAUCGUAUGCUGCAGGCUUUAAAACAGAUUAUUGACGGUAUAUUUACAACGUUUUGAUUGACACGUUCACGAUAAAACUGUAGCAGCAGACAAAAAAAAAAAAAAGGAACGAGAAUAUUUCAAGAACGAUAGUUUGCUUCGCGAUGUCAGAACUUGAAAGAACGUUCUUGAUACAGGUUUACAUAUGUAGAGAGACAUGCGUUUUACGUAAGUAUGUUGAGAAUAUGUAUACAUUACACUGUAAAUAACGCGUAGAUUUUAACAUUAUAAUGACCUUUCUCAUUUUUCGAGCGAUGUUGGCAUGUUUGCACUUUUAUACAUAGAGUAUAUAUAUAAUGCGGAUUUCUAAAACGUAUUGCUAUAAAACAGAGAACAUUUGUAGAUAUAAUAUAAUGGAUGUUCCCGAAAAAAAAUAGAAAACGUGUGAUCAUGUGGGAUUAUAUGUACAUCGGUCGGGUAUGUGUGGUUUUAUAUAUCAGGGGCAGCGAACUGGCGGCUCACGUGUCUCUUUCUGUCACUUACGUGUCGUGCUUGUGACUCGCGGCGACAAAGAAGUUAGCUGCCUCUGUUGUAUAUGAUUUUAUUUAAGCCAGAUUUCACGUAAUCGUGGAAAAUCCAGAGACUUUGAGGGCCUUGGGCUAACACUGUCUACCUGUUCCAGUAGUUGGAAUUAUUUUUAGAGCAAAAAAAAAAGUUGUUUUUGCCGUUUAUUUUUGACCGCAAAGGGACCCUACCCAUUUGACUGUGCCAGUACUUGGAAUUAUUUUUAUUGCAAAAAAAAAAAAAAACAGUUGGUUUUGCCGUUUAUUUUUGACCACGAAGAGACCCUUUGAUUGAACGGGGCCCCGGGUUGCAGCCCAUAAAUCCGCCUCUGGGAAAAUCAAAUUCAAAAUUUGGCGCGAUCUGAUCACUUGUAUAUAAUCUUAUAUGAUCAUAUUGUGUUUCUAUUUUUUCUCGGGUUAUUUUGAACAUAUGUGUGUGAAGAGAAAGAGAGAGAAUUAUGAACAUAACCGAUAUUAUAUCAUCUUAUUAUUAUUUAUAACAAUAAUAAUAGCAAUACAAUGUUUGCCUACUUUUGACUCUUCUUUUGUAUAGACGCAAUGAUAUACAUGUAAGUACAAAAAAUAUAUUUAAAUGUAUUUGUUUAUACACCAGAA